Messenger RNA from Hydatigera taeniaeformis, 567 nucleotides. Lineage: Eukaryota; Metazoa; Platyhelminthes; Cestoda; Cyclophyllidea; Taeniidae. The record is from the annotation of a GenBank genome assembly.
AUGGCUCCAAAUCUAGAUGAAAAGCCUAGUUCUGCAACCGAAGUUGGGCACUUUACACAAAAUAUGUGUCAAGAAAGAAGGAAACUGUACAUUUUCGGGUAUGGCUCUCUUAUCUGGUGGCCAAAUAUAUCAUACACAAGAAGUUGGUUUGGUUACAUAAAAGGCUAUAAAAGACGCUUCUACCAGGGAACAACAACACACCGUGGCACACAACAAAAUCCUGGUAGGGUGUUGACCCUCCUACCCUCAAAGAACGAGGAAGCAAGGGUUUGGGGCAAGGCUUACGAGGUGGAUGGAGCUAUACAGAUCAACUCUGCGAUCGACAGUUUGGCCGAGCGUGAAAUGAUCUUGGGCGGUUACAGCUUAAAAGAAGUGCCAUUUUUUCCUCAUAGAGUUGUUUAUGAAAACGCUAAAGACCAGCAAGAUUAUCAAGCUUCUGGGUUUAUGAGGGUAUUUGUCUACAUUGCAAAACCCGGCAAUGAUCAAUACCUUGGAAAGGCUCCUCUUGAAGUACAGGUUAGUCGGGUGGAUGGUGAGGUCAAAUGGAACUCGCGUUUGCAUUGCUGA